CUCUACCCUAGUCACAGUUCUGGCCUCCUUUGUCAUCCUCAGCACCUGCUUGCUCACCAUGGUAUCCUAUACCUUUAUAAUCUCAACCACACUUAGGAUCCCCUCAGCCAGUGGGAGACAAAAGGCCUUUUCCACCUGUGGUUCACACCUUACUGUGGUGGUGAUUUACUAUGCCACAGUUAUCUUCAUAUAUACAAGACCCAUUUCCCCUUCUCCUUCUAAGCUGGACACAGUGGCAUCAGUAUUUUAUGCAGUAGUCACCCCACUGCUCAAUCCAAUGAUUUAUAGUUUAAGGAAUAAGGAGGUAAAGGAUGCUUUGAAGAAGUUAAUGAAUAGGAACCGG
Molecule: messenger RNA, 343 nt
Organism: Podarcis lilfordi (Lilford's wall lizard)
Lineage: Eukaryota; Metazoa; Chordata; Lepidosauria; Squamata; Lacertidae
Source: the annotation of a GenBank genome assembly